Messenger RNA from Symbiodinium necroappetens, 1224 nucleotides. NCBI's taxonomy places the organism in Eukaryota, Dinophyceae, Suessiales, Symbiodiniaceae. The record is from the annotation of a GenBank genome assembly.
AUGCAUCUACUGGCCAGUGCACCCUGUCUCGACUCGAAGGCUUUCUGCAUCGCCAUCGACGCCUGCGGACGCGGCAGCGCGUGGCUGAAGGCUCUCCGCUUCUUUUCCCUCGCGAUCUCGGGCCCGGGCGGCGCGGACAGGGCCAUCCUGAACGCCGCGGGCGCUGCCUGCACACGUGGGGGUGAAUGGCAGAGGGCUUUGCACAUCUUGUUGGGCACCCGCAUGGGCGCCCCGUGUGACACCGUUACAUAUGGUUCUGCGAUUGCAGCGUGCAGCCUGGGACGCGAAUGGACACUUUGUCUUCUUCUUCUGCGCGAGAUGUCGACGAGCUCGCUGGUGGCAAGUGCAGCCUGCAUCAGCGCAGCAGUAGCCGCAUGUGAGAAGGGGUCGCAGUGGAUUCAAGCACUGUCAUUAUUGUAUGCUGGCAGCAGCUCAUGGAAUGGAGCCUCGGUCGGGGCGGCGAUGGCUACUCUUUGCAACACUUCGCAGUGGGAGAAGUCUUUGCAUCUUCUGUCUUCGGCAGCCGAUGCAUGCUUCCUCGACUCGCCGGCUAUUUCCUCAACGAUCCUUGCAUGUGAGCUGGCUCUGGCCUGGCGAGCCGCCUUCCAGCUUCAUGAUGAGACCUUGAAGGCAUUCAAGGCAGGCAAGGGAGGCCAGGUCCUGGACACCACCGCGCUCCUGGCACCCACGAAGUGUGGCUUGGCCCUGAGCUCGGGCUCCCAGAGCUCGUUGCAAUGUGUUGCCGGCAUCUUGCGAGGAGCGCUGGGGGGGGAUGCCUUUGUCGAGCAGGAAUCCACCUUAACCUUGCUCCUCCAGCUGAGCCUUCUUGCAAAAGGGUCCCCUCUUUGUCGGGCAUUUCAUCGACGAGUCAUAGCGGCAGCGCGGCUUGAAUUGGCAAGGCACCGUCCAGGCGUUUCUACAUCAGUCAUGCUGGCCGCUCUCGCAGACCUCGGGCCGGAGUACUCGCGCGAAGUCCUUUCUUGGGAUUUAGGUGAGUCGUCAACACCCAGCUCCGGCCAGCAAGUUGCGGCCCGAGCUGUUUCCUCAAGUUUUCUGUCUGAGUCUUUGGCCUUGGUGUCACCAGUGCGUCCGGUGGCGCGUCGAUUGCGGGCAUGGCUCUCGGCCGGCCUGCUCCAUCGUGGCGUGGGCAUCGAGAUUCAGGAAGUCAUGCUGUCAGGUAGCGACUUCAAGCUUCGGACUUCUUGCAGUGAGCCGUCAAGUUGA